Molecule: messenger RNA, 4686 nt
Organism: Chrysemys picta bellii (western painted turtle)
Lineage: Eukaryota; Metazoa; Chordata; Testudines; Emydidae
Source: RefSeq, a predicted model, not a curated record
CAGCCCUGACCCGUGCCUCAUUAAAACAGGAAACUCUGUAAUCAGUAGAGAAAAUUCAGUCCCUUCUCUUGGUUUCAGCCCCUGAAGCAAAGUCUAGAAGAGUUUUCCCCCAACAGAUGUUUUUGUUCCAGCAGCAAAGAUUGGUUCCCCGACCCCACCCACCAGGGGCUCCAGGACCAGCAAGGACAGUUCCUCAGCACAGACUGCAUAAGACAUAAGAACGGCCAGACUGGGUCAGACCGAAGGUCCAUCCUGUCUUCCGACAGUGACCAAUGCCAGGUGCCCCAGAGGGAAUGAACAGACAGGUGAUCAUCAAAUGAUCCAUCCCCUGUCGCCAGUUCCCAGAUUCUAGCAGACCCUGAAGCAAAGUCCUGGGGAGUUUUUCCCCCAACAGCUGAUUUUGUUCCAGCACCAAAGAUUGGUCCCCCGACCCACCAGGCCCUCCAAACCCAGAAAGGACGGUGCAUCAGCACAGGCUGCGUAAGGACAAGGUGACAAAGGAAGAAAAUCAUGCUAAAUGCCAGGGGGGCGAUGGUGGGGAGAAGGGUCCUGUCCCCUAGCUGCUGAGGGCGUGUGGCACCACCAGAGUAGGGUCGAACCACGGUGACACUGCAGCUCAUGCAGGGCAUGGGAGACAGGCCUGGGACAUGUGAGGAGCAGACGGUGAACUUACCUCACAUGCCAGAGACAGCAGGUUGGGGGGUCCCCAUGCCCAAAGGGUGGUGGUACUUGUUCCUUUAACCCUUACCAUUUUCCCCUUAUUUUGCUUACAGUUGGUUUUUAAUAAGUUGUAUUUGAGUUGAAUGUAACGCAGGGAUCAAGGGGUCAGGGAGGUGUCCGGUGCGCAGGGAGCACUCCAGGGUGGGGACACCCAAGCCCCUGGCCUAAGUGACCAUGGUGAGACUGGGGGUUCAGUCCCCCCCCCCCAGAGAUCUCGGGCCCAGCCUUGUCGGGGUUACGAGGACUCUGCUGCACAGGAGGGAGGAAGGGGAGCCCUCAAGGGCAGGCCGGCCUCCGGGUGAAGGGAGCGACCACUCAGAUCCUGUUGCUGUCCGAUUCCAUCGGGAUCAUGAAAAAGCCAGGAAAGUUCCCCACAACAGCAAAACCACCCCCACUUAUGAGAGACACGGUGGCCUCUGAAGCAAAGUCCAGGAGAGAUUUUCCCCCCAGCAACUGAUUUUUCCCCAGCAGCAAAGAGGAGGACACAGGACGGUUCAUCAGCACGGGCUGCGUAAGGUUAAUAAAUUGUCUCUGGGCACAAAGUACUGAUCAUGGCUGGAAUUGGUGUUUCUUUCCCCAGGAAAAUGGCAGGUACAAGAACUUUCUGGGCUGAUUUAUUUUUAGAAUGGGGCAGUCACCUUAGUGGCCUAUCCCAUGAGGAAUCUGAAGAAUUCCAGACUGCUGUCCGUGCAGGAAACCUCACUGAAGCCAUCACAGUGGUGAAGAAAUCUGAUGCGUUGUUAAAAAACACCCAGCUCGAUGUUGCCAUUACCGGAGAACAGGGCUCUGGCAAGUCAUCUUUCAUCAACGCUAUCAGAAGCCUAGCUGACGAUGAUGAAGGUGCAGCUGAGACCAACGUGAUGGAUUCAGCAAAGGAGCCAACUCCUUAUCCACAUCCCAAGCACCCAAAUGUCACAAUGUGGGACCUGCCUGGGAUCGGGACGCCAAAUUAUCCAGCAAACACAUAUGUGGAGAAGGUGGAUUUUGCUCGCUAUGAUUUCUUCAUCAUUAUCACAGCAGUGCAGUUCCGAGAGUCAGAUGCCAACCUGGCCCAGGAGAUACAGAGGAUGGGGAAGAAGUUUUACUUUGUCCGCUCCAAGGUGGACAUGGACUUGUGCUGUGAAAGAAAAGGAAAAACGAAGGUCAAGGAGGAGACAGUCGUGCAGACAAUCAGAAAUGAUUGCAUCAGGAACCUGCAAAAAGCAGGCAUCCUUUCCCCACAGGUUUUUCUGGUGUCGAGAUGGGACUUUGAGAAGUAUGAUGCUCCCCAACUUCAGGAGACCUUUUCGAAUGAACUCGACACUCACAGGAGACACGCCAUCUUUCAUGUCCUGCUCAGCACCUCUGAACAACCCUUAAACUGGAAGAAAGAGGCUGUGGAGCAGCAGAUCUGGAAGCAAGCCUUUAAGUCAGGCGCUAUCGCUACUAUUCCUCUCCCGUUUCUCUCUGUUUGGUGGGAUGUUGGCAUCUUGGUGGAUAACAUGACCGAGUUCUGUGAGAGCUUUGGCCUGGACGACUAUUCCCUCAGAGCCCUUGAAAAGCCCACGGGCAAGUCUGGUGAGCUGAAGACUGUGAUAGAAUUCCCGCUGGCCAAAGAUAGAUCAAGAGAUCAGGCUUUUGAACUUCUGGAAGAGGCUACAGGGCAGGUUAUGAUGAUAGCUAAGUUUUUCAUCAGCAUGAUUCCAGGGAUUGGUACUGUGAUAGCAGCAGUGACGUCUUACAGAGUCACGGGCAGAUUGCUCUGUACUUUUGUGGCUCGAGUUGCAGAAGAUGCUCAGAGAGUCCUGAAAAGGGCUUUGGAGAGAGCAGAAAAAACAGAUUAACAACAGCCACAAAAGAGCAACGUACCUGAUGGCAGCUGGAGAUCAGAGCCAGCUGGUAGGGAGGUGACAUUACCCUUCAUUCUCAAAUACAGUGCUAAAAAGACACUGUCAAAAAAGAUCUCCAGAGUUUGGUGUGUUUUAAAAACAAAUAUUCUUUUCUAAUGUAGGGAAAUGGGUAAAAUUGAGGUAAAGGUCUCUGAUCCCACAAUUUCUGUUAAACACCCCAAAAGGAAAGUUGAAGGAGACUCAGAACAAAUACCAUGUAACAAAACUUUGCUCUGUGUUAUUUAGUAAUAAUACCUGACACAGUUUUUAAGACAUUCUCCAGUUUUCAUUAUUUAAGCAGCUGGGGCCACACCCUCAUAUGGCGUAAAGUUAGUGUAACUUUCACAGAUUCAUAGCUUCCAAGGUCAAAAGGGACCAUUGUGAUGAUCAAGUCUGAUCUCCUGCAUAACACAGGCCAGAGAACUGCCCCAGGAUAAUUACUAGAGCAGAUCUCUUAGAGAAACAUCCAGUCUUGAGUUAAAAAUCUCCAGGGCUGGAGAAUCCGCCACAACCCUUGGUAACUUGUUCCAGUGCUUAAUCACCCUCACCGUUAAAAUAUUUUGCUUAUUUCCAACUGGACUGACGUCAAGAUCUGGCCUUUUACUUUUUGCAGCUCACCGAGUCACUUUCUUUCUUAGGCUCUCAUGCGCUCGCACAUGUUUGGCUGCCAUGUGUGAUGUUUGGAUGCCACCAAAGCAGGGAAAUCUUGAAAUCCAAACCAAACUCUUUGCCUUGAUUAACGUGCUUCACACAAUCUCAUGAACCCAUUUCUGUAGGGAUUAGGGUUUGAAAUUUUUGUAAAAUGAACCACACCUAAAUUUCAGGCCUGAAGUGGCUGAAAAUCCAUCAAUGUUUAAGGCCAGAAGGGACCCUUAGGAUCUCCAAGUCUAACCACCUGCAUCACAAAGUGUCCCUUUGAGGAAAGUUUAACCUUUCCUGUGAACACAGAGAACAGUGCAGAGCUCCCACUAAAUAUGGCCCUGACUUGCAGUGAAGUCAAAGGGAUUUCCCAUGUAAGUGAGCACAUACAGAAACUGGACCUAAACAACUAGUCAGUCAAUAUACUAGUCCAGGAAAGCUAUCAGAACAGAGCGACCCCAGAUACCUCUCCUGUGAUUGGAGUUGUAGUUAGUUGCUUGUUUUUUCACGCUGAGUUUUGGUUUUCCUGGUGUCCAAGAAUCACUAUCAUGGCUCAGGCUAACCUGGGGUGUGUGGAUUGUAAUCACAUUGUGUUGGGCUCAGAUGGUGGUUGGCUCAUGUCCCGCUACACACCACCCACGACACUACUGAUGUGCACCGUAUUUCAUAGUCCGUAACCAGUGUCUGUCCUGGGGCCGGUCUGCGCUGGGAAGUUACAUAGCGUUAGAACACGUGGUAACCAAACGCUCAGGCCCUGAUUCCCAUUGACAUUAAGGACAUUUUACAGUGAUCUGGCAGUGGGAAGCGGCCAAAGCCUUAGCCCUGGUCUACACUGGGGGUGGGGGGGAAUCUAAGAUAUGCAACUUCAGCUACGAGAAUAGCGUAGCUGAAGUCGACGUAUCUUAGACUGACUUAUCUUGCAUACUCACGGCAAGGGGUCGAAUGCCGCCGCUCCCCCGUAGACUCCGCUUCUGCCUCUCAGCAGUGGUGGAGUUCCGGAGUCGACGGCAGAGCGAUCGGAUAAAUCGAUCCCCGAUAGAUCGAUCACUACCAGCCGAUCCGCAUUUAGCAGUAUGUUCGCUGGAUAUGAUUAACCAACAUGAUGUUAGGGGUAAUCACGUCCCGUUAGUGUGUGUGAAAACAUAGCCAUUUUCAUCAUGGUCACAAAUAGCUCACAUUGGCUAAGUGUUUUUCUGGAUCUCUUUGAAGAUACCUCACUAGAAUUACCUGGACUAUCUGGUGAGUCAGUGACUACAAAAAAGCUGAACUUUACAAUCCUACUUGCUUGUCGUCAAAAGAUUUUGAAAAUUGUGGCUGUCUGAUUUUACAGCGAUCGCUGCUUUUGCAAAUGUGAUAUAAAAUGGUUUGGAAAUUCUGCUUCCACCUUCUGCAUAAUUAGAAGGGCAAAUACCUGCAGUUUGUGUUACAACAAUAAAGCUUCUCUAUGGUUAAGCUUCUA